AUGAAAACCUUGCUACGGCACGCGAGCAAAGGCCAUGGUAUCAUCAGCGGCUCCGGGCCACCAUCUUUCUACCUGAGCGAAAGCGAAGUGGUAUUUCACCGUAUCGGCACGCUAGCACCAGCCCCAGCAGACGACCCAGUCUUUGCCCAGAUUCUAUUUCUGGCUCCGACGAAACGCAUUGAAGCCCGACGAAGAUUCAACGGACCGCCUGAAGAAGUUCGACGUCUGGACUCAGCGUAUCAGCAGAUUGUUCCUGUACUCGACGGCAUGCUACGACUCCACAAAAGGCGUGUCAAACUGUUCUUGACAGCACAAGAAUUCAUGAACAGUGAUGCGUCUCACAUGUACCAGCUGCGUUUACUUGCACCGCGCAAUCGAGAUCCGAGAACCUACAACUUACCGACCCAAGACGAGGUGGCCGUCAUUCUACCCGGAGAAGUACCGAUCUUCAACAAGAGAUCGUCGUCCGGUUACGUCACUGAUGGUCACCCUGCACUCAUGCCACGAAAUGGGUAUGUGAGUGCCAUGAGUGCAGGGUGACCAUCAUGAAUGAGUUGAAUUCUGCGGCUGUUAUUGUUUGGCGAGUGAUGUAAAGAUCGGUACUUGUUGUUCUCGGGGCCGAUGAUCUCGAAGUGGUCCGCGUGUAAGGCUUUAUACUUAGACUGGGGGGGAUCCGAUAGGAGUGGAUAGUACCCGUCGGGUCUAAGUCUGGCACUCCUAUCGGAUCCCCCCCAGUCUAAGUAUGAAGCCUUACACACGGACUACUCCGAGAUAAUCGGUCCGGAUAACGUUAUCCAAUAGACCACCAAGAUACAUGCCCUUAUAAACCACAAAACACGCCGUGAGUGGAGCGGAGCGUUCUUCGCAGUUCCCCGACGAGUCCAGCUCCGGACGCGCCCUUUCUUGAACCAUGCAGGUCCGACUACGUUCACGUCCCCACUGGUCGACGAAAACGGCAAUCCGUGGCCCCGCCUGUUCGCACGUUUCACGGACACGAAAGAGAGCGACGUCGUACGAUAUGUUCACUUGGCGAUUGAGGCACAGCGACACUCGGGUAAAGUCAGUUUCGACGUUGUCGAGCGACUCCCCGGAGGAUGCGAUUCUCCAGGCGGUACAAGCCCACCUCGACAAGCACUUCGAAGACAUGAUCGACGUUCCUACCGGAUCAUGCAUCUCCAUCCCCACCGAUUCAAGCACACUUCAUGAUCAGUGCAAGGUCCUGGAAGCGAUUCGAUAG
Microbotryum saponariae is the source of this 1237-nucleotide messenger RNA. The record is from the annotation of a GenBank genome assembly. Lineage: Eukaryota; Fungi; Basidiomycota; Microbotryomycetes; Microbotryales; Microbotryaceae.